CCAGCGAGGCGGGAGGGAGCUUGACAGACAGGGGGCAAGCUGGAGGCGGGUAGCGGCCAAGAUGGCGUCGGAGGGCGAUCUGGGGAGGAAAUGGGACCGUUGUGUGGCUGACUCCGCCGUCAAGCUGGGUGCCGGGUUCGGGCUAGGCGUCAUCUUGUCCGUCAUCUUCUUCAAAAGGAAGACCUGGCCCAUCGUUUUUGGCUCGGGGAUGGGAUUAGGAAUGGCAUAUUCCAACUGUCAGCACGAUUUCCAGUCUCCUUACCUCCUCCAUGGGAGAUUCGUCAAGGAGCAGUGAUGUGGUCCCGACCCCUUGCGGCAGAGCAGCUGAGACACCGCGGCCCCUUGUUGGGGAGAUGGGCACCCCAGAGACCUUUGGACUUGCCGGCCGCCCCUCUUGGGGGCAAGCUGCCCACGCCUCCCACCCAAUCUUGUUUUGUAUCUUCUUCUGGGAACAGCGGGGAAAGGUGCUGUUCUGGAAAAUAAAAUAAAACUGGCAAAGAGAUGGCGUGCACACACCCCUCCACCCA
This is a messenger RNA of Candoia aspera, 527 nucleotides long. RefSeq names its product mitochondrial contact site and cristae organizing system subunit 10 (gene MICOS10). The record is from RefSeq and is a predicted model, not a curated record. Bases 62 to 295 code for a protein of 77 amino acids. The transcript has 4 exons. Gene Ontology annotation, cellular component: MICOS complex; mitochondrial inner membrane; mitochondrion. NCBI's taxonomy places the organism in Eukaryota, Metazoa, Chordata, Lepidosauria, Squamata, Candoiidae.